Molecule: messenger RNA, 1677 nt
Organism: Symbiodinium necroappetens
Lineage: Eukaryota; Dinophyceae; Suessiales; Symbiodiniaceae
Source: the annotation of a GenBank genome assembly
AUGGACGAGCGGGAGAAGCAGCAGGCGCUGGAGCUCCGGGAUCGCAAUCGCGAGCUGUCCAGCCAGCUUGACCGACUGCUGGUGGACAAGUUCUCGGAGGAUGCCUUGCACGACAAGUCCAAGAUAAGGUACAAGGAGAAAAUCAAAGCCAAGGAUGCAAAGAUCAACUCCUUAGAGACCGCUUUGGAGCGGCUCAGAGAGAAGGCUCGCCACAUUGAAGGCUCCAUGCGCCACGAUGCGCAACAGCUUGCCAUCGAUGUGGCAGUGCUUUCGACAGAACUCCACCACGCUCAGGUGCACGGCUCCUUGCCGGAGGAGAACUCCGGUCUACGAGCCCAGCUGGCACAGGCAAUUGCCUCUGCCGAUGAGAUGAAGAGGUUGCAGCAGGCACAAAACAAGGAAGGGAUCCCCAUGAGUGGCAUUGACACCGGGGAGCCUGGAGUUCGUCCCAUGCCGAAGAUGGAGACGGGACAUGGAACCAGCCACGCAGACGCGAUUGCGUGCUUGCAGAAGAUUUUCGCAAAGAACCACACGGGCUUUGGUUCCGACAUCACCGAUGAGAACAUCGAUCCUGGGAACCUGCAGUAUGGCGAGGUCACCUACCAAGGCAUGCAGCCCUUGUACAGUGCUCUGGACCUGAGGCCAGGCGAUGUCUUUUAUGACCUGGGCUGUGGCGUUGGGAAGCUGGUGCUCUACGUGGCCCUUCGGGGCGACGCACAGCGAUCCGUGGGCCUGGAAGUGGGCCAGCGGCGCUUUCUGCUGGCGGAGGGGGCCCGCUGCUCCCUGGAUGAGGAGCUUGACUCCCUCAAGAAGACGGGCAAGUCCCAGCCCUCUUCGACGGAAUACAAGUUCAUGCUUGCGGACAUUAGCAGGCACCGCUACUUGGAUCCCACGGUCGCAGUCCUCACCAACCUCUGCAUGGACAUGGGCGUCCAAAGCCGCACGGUCAACUGUCUCCUGCGCUGUCCCUCCUUCAGGCGACUGGUGAGCAUCACUCCACUCCUUCAUUCCAGGCUGAAGUUGGUGCGCUCCGUGAUGGUCUCCUGCACCUGGGCCAAGGUCUCGGCAUGGCAGGUGUACGAUGUUCUGCCGCCGCAGGAGCCGCUUGCCCGCUCCUUCCUGACUACACCAGCGGUCAUCAAAAGGUGCACCAGUGCAACGGCCCUGAAGAGGCGUGGCGCACCUUGGCAGCAGGCUUUGUCAAGCAGAGUGCUUUGCGGAUUGCACCUGCGCUCACCAGGACUUAAUGUUGUCACCGGCAAGGCCCGCCAAAAAGGACACGCUACCUCCGCUGGUGAGCUCGGCAAGUUUGCGGCGGGCGGGCGCAAGAAGUUUGCCAGCGACCAGGCGCAGCAUGACUUCUGUGAAGCGGAGCGCUCUGCGCCUGAGCUCCAACUUGGAGCCUGCUACGGAAAUCGUGGUGGAAUCGGAUUGAGCUUGGGCUCUCUAAGAUGUACAGCUGUCCUUCCGUGUUGCACCGACUCUGCAACUCUCCACCACCAGGCAGAUUCGCGACAUCACAAAAUUCGCCUUCUCCUCCGUCGCCGAUCAGCGCAUCAUCUCCGAGCAGCGCAUCAAGGAGCUGGAGGAGCUCCUGGGCAAGAGGGCCGAGGAGAACGAGAAGCUGACGGCCCAGAGUCAGCUGAUUCAGCAGGAGCAGGACCAGGUUCGAUGUGA